Nannospalax galili (Upper Galilee mountains blind mole rat) is the source of this 3393-nucleotide messenger RNA. RefSeq names its product zinc finger protein 492-like. Gene Ontology annotation, biological process: central nervous system development; regulation of transcription by RNA polymerase II. Gene Ontology annotation, cellular component: nucleus. NCBI's taxonomy places the organism in Eukaryota, Metazoa, Chordata, Mammalia, Rodentia, Spalacidae. The transcript is spliced from 4 exons. The record is from RefSeq and is a predicted model, not a curated record. The coding region runs from base 974 to 1996 and encodes 340 amino acids. Gene Ontology annotation, molecular function: DNA-binding transcription factor activity, RNA polymerase II-specific; RNA polymerase II cis-regulatory region sequence-specific DNA binding.
AAAUAAUGAAAUUAGUGGUUAUACAUUCCUUUAGUCUCUGUCAUGAAAAGCUUUUACUUCUCUUUCAGUAGUUUUGUGAAGUGUAACAGUCAGUGUUGGAAGUUGUGAAAUAAAAAUCUUUCCAAGCCCUUCUGGCUUUAAAAGUUUCCACUGAAUAACCUGUUGUCAUUGUGCUGGGUCUGACUGUGGGGGACUUGGCCUUCUCUCUUGCAACUUUCAGUACCUUUGUUUAGUCUGUGUCUUUACUGUUGUCACUAUGAUGUGCUGUGGAGAGUUUCUUUUCUGGUCCUCUCUGUUUGAUGUUCCGUGGACUUCUUGUACUUGGUGAAUAAUUUUCUGUAGAUUUGGGAGACAUUCUUGUGUGAUUGAAUUUAAAAUAUCACCCAUUUCUUUGUUCUUUCUUCUCUGUCCAUAAUUUAUAGGUUUUGCCUUUUAAUGCUGUCCUAAAAUUCCUGCAUAUUCCUUUCCGUGAGUUUUUAAACAGGAAUUUUCUAUGCUUUACCUAAAAGCACUUCUAACUUUGAUUUCUGGAAGGCAAACUUGUUAGGAAAACGGCAAGACAGCCCUCUCGUGGUGACUGCUGAACGCUGCAGGAAGAAUUCAGGGCCUGGUUAGUCAGCAAUGGACUUCCUGUGACACUUCCUGAGACAUGCAUUUCCUGUCAAAAACUGACCGGAGUGGGCGGGGCCAGAGCAAAGGCAGAGACGUGCCAAUGUCCAGAGUGACACUCGGACCUCAGGGUCUUGGAAAACUGAACACCGACUUAGGCAGCACUCCUCUCGGCGGCGUCCAGAAUAGUGCUGAACAGGCGGUGGGCGGAUCCGGACCAAAUCAAAGCUGCAUGCGAACGUUCACCAGGUCAUAGGAACCAAGUGGAGCGGAUCCAUUGAAUUUCACGGAUGUGUCCUUUGACUUCUCCCAGGAGGAGUGGGAAUGCCUAGACUCUGCUCAGAGGGCUUUGUACAGUGAGGUGAUGUUGGAGAACUACAGAAAUCUGGUGUCUGUAGGUCUUGCUGUGUGUAAGCCUGUUCUGGUCUCCUGUCUGGAGCAAAGCAAAGAGCCCUGGAAUGUGAAGAGAGGGGAGACUGUAGCCAACCAGAACUCAACCCUUAGAAGACAGCAGAGAGUUUAUAAUGUAGAGAAGCUCUACAAAUGUGAAGAAUGUGGUGAGUCCUUUAUUCUAAUGUCAAGACUUCGAAGACAUCAGGCAGUGCAUACAGGAGAGAAGCCCUACAAUUGUGAAGAAUGUGACAAGUGCUUUACCAAGGCCUCAAAUCUUAGAAGUCAUAAAAAUAUUCAUACUGGAGAGAAACCCUAUAAAUGUGAAGAAUGUAAUAGGUCCUUUACUGCGAGUUCAACACUUAAGAAUCAUUACAGAAUUCAUACUGGAGAAAAACCUUACAGAUGUGAAGAAUGUGACAAGUCCUUUACCCAGGUCUCACAUCUUAGAAAUCACAAAAGUAUUCAUACUGGAGAGAAACCCUACAAAUGUGAAGAAUGUGACAAGUCUUUUACUGCGAGCUCAACACUUAGGAAUCAUUAUAGAAUUCAUACUGUUGAAAAACCCUACAGAUGUGAAGAAUGUGACAAGUCCUUCACUGCACGCUCAACACUUAAGAUUCAUUACAGAAUUCAUACUGGAGAGAAACCUUACAGAUGUGACAAAUGUGACAAGUCCUUUACCCAGGCCUCAAAUCUUAGAAGUCAUAAAAGUAUUCAUACUGGAGAGAAACCCUACAAAUGUGAAGAAUGUGACAAGUCCUUUAUUGAUAGCUCAAAACUUAGGACACAUUAUAGAAUUCAUACUGGAGAAAAACCAUACAAAUGUAAUGAAUGUGACAAGUGCUUUACUCGAAUGUCACGUCUUAGAAAACAUAGGGCCAUACAUGCUGGAGAGAGACCCUACAAUCGUGGAGAAUGUGACAAGUGCUUUACCAAGGUCUCAAAUCUUAAAAGUCAUAAAAAUAUUCAUACUGGGGAGAAAGUCUACAAAUGAAAAGGGGCUGAGAGUCCUUUACUCAUAUUUCAACUCUUAGAGAUCAUCAAAGAAUGCAUAAUAAAGGGAAACACUACAAAUGUGUUUGGCAAUUCCUUUAACUAUAUAUCAAAUGGUAAACUUACCAAAGACAGCUUACAGCUGCAGAGCAUGUGGAAAUCCUUUUCUCUGUGCUCAACUCUUAGAAAACAAAACAGAAUCUGUACUAAAGCGAUUUGUUGCAAAGUAAGGAAAAUGUUGAAACAUUUAUAUUUAUGUAUUACAAAACUUCACAGUACACUGAAGAAAAUUUAGAAUUAAAUACAAACUGGCAAAAUGUGUAAAAACUUUAUUUCUACAUCAAUAAAAAACAAUUCAUAAGCGGGAAGAAAUGAGAAACAUAAAGAAUGUGAGAAAAACCUUUACUUUUCUAUUCAAUCAUGUUGAAUAUCACAGAAUCCUUAUUGUAGACAAAACCUACAGCUAAAAAUAAUACCAGCCACCAUUCACAAAUGGUGCCAGUCUAAGGAAACAUCUCAUUAUUUAUUAUCAAAGAAUACAGUGUGAAUAAGUACAUAAGUAUUAAGGAAUUGCCACAAUCAAAAGAAUGUUUAGGUGUUUUCAGUACUGACAUGGUAAAAACAACAGAGAUUGGAGAAAAUUUUAAAUUAAUCCUUACAAGAUUUGUGAGUUUAACACUAUAUUAUCCUAUGAUAUUUUAAGCUAGGUUUUUGAAAAUGGAACAUAGUGAUAAAAAUUGAAGACCCUGUAUUCUCAGCCAGAGUAUUGUGAUGAAAUAAAACAAAAGCUAUUAUGUUAGAUAUUAUUAUAAAUUAUUAUAUUUACACAAAAAUGUAUAUAGAUAUAUAUGUAGAUAGAAUCAUAUCUGCAGGAAAGUUAGUUAUAUUCCCAGUACUGUAUCUUCCUGAGGACUGUACAGUAUUUGUUAGUUUAAUAUGGAAAUUAAUUCACUCCAUCUUGCUUUCAAAGGAUUAUUUGACAAUUUGUUUCAAAAGUUGCUGCGUGAGAGCUGAUAAAUACAUAGUACAUUAUCAAGGCAUCAUUAAUAUUAGUUGUACCAUGAAUAAUUAAUGCCUGAGGCAAAAUUCAUAAAUGAGAUCCAAAUUUGAUUUGCUUUUUUACUGAGUAGCACUAAGAAUGCACUUCAGUGUAAAGUAGGAGUGCUUCCUGCUAAGUCAAAACAACCAAUCCUGAAUAUUUGAGAUGAACCAUACUUUCUGUUGAUCAAUAAUGAGAUUAAUAAUGGCAAGUCCAUUGAAUUACUAAUAAAUAUUUUUGUAGAUUUUUUUGGAUUUUGUUAAUACAAUUUCUGUGUGAAAAGUAAAUGAAGACAGAUGAGAACAAUUAUCUUUAAAAAGUUAUAUUUAUGUGCUAUUCUAUGAAUAUAUUAAAAUUUU